Molecule: messenger RNA, 147 nt
Organism: Dentiscutata erythropus
Lineage: Eukaryota; Fungi; Glomeromycota; Glomeromycetes; Diversisporales; Gigasporaceae
Source: the annotation of a GenBank genome assembly
AUGGCCGCUUUCUUGUUAUUCACAUUACCACAAAUUAAUCCAGUUCCGUUUAACAAUUGGCAUAAUUAUAUUUUACCCACACAUCCAUGUCUGUCAUCUAGAUGGUGGAUGAUGCCUGGAAGUGUGAAGGGAGAUAAUCACGUGUGA